This is a messenger RNA of Cryptotermes secundus, 1476 nucleotides long. RefSeq names its product kxDL motif-containing protein CG10681. Gene Ontology annotation, cellular component: BORC complex. NCBI's taxonomy places the organism in Eukaryota, Metazoa, Arthropoda, Insecta, Blattodea, Kalotermitidae. The record is from RefSeq and is a predicted model, not a curated record. The transcript is spliced from 4 exons. Gene Ontology annotation, biological process: lysosome localization. Bases 113 to 763 code for a protein of 216 amino acids.
UAUAAAUAUAGUGGCAUUAUCAGAACUUCCGCACUAAAAACAGUAUGAAUGAAAUUUCCCUUCAUGACUAUACAUUUCAAACUCCUUGGGUGGGAAUGCUGAUGGAAUAAAAAUGGCAGAAAAUACGCCUGAGAGUGAUCUGGGAAGUAUUGAAUGUUUUCAAAAUUAUACAGCGCCAGAAGUUUUUAUACAAGGUUUAGCCGGAAUUGUUGACCAGCAAGAUGUAGAAGCUAUGAUUAGAGCACAGAAACAAAUGUUACAGAGAUUUGAAAAGACGAAUGAAAUGUUAACCAACUGUAAUGCUCUUUCUGUAAAUCGCCUAAAAUCAGCCGGUGCAGAGUUUAAGAAGCAUACACAACUACUCUUAGAAAUGAAGAAAGAUUUAGACACCAUUUUUAGAAGAAUAAGAGUAAUGAAAACUAAAUUGGCAUCACAGUAUCCCCAAGCAUUUUCUGCAGUGACUGAGAAAGGCCAUAAUGCAGAGGAAGAAGAUGAAGCUGAUGCCAAAGCAGGGCCUAGCAAAACGAGGUCAUCAUCUGAAACAACCAGAGUGUCUACAAAUCUUGCAAGUGUAGGUUUACUAAAAGAAACUCGAUGUCAAAGGGAUAAAAGUAAUGAAGACCUAAGGGAAAAUCAUGAAGAAUUUGAAGAUGUUGGCACUGAUGAUAGACAUUACAUGAAAAGGGGGAACAGUUCAUCUACUGACAGUCCGAAUGGAAAUAGCAACAAUGAGUCUUCACCUUGCACUUCAGACACUGGAUGACAUGGUUAUCUGAAUCCUUCACUGAAAUAUAUUAAUGUAAACGUUACAGGAAUAUUUGUUAGACUGAAACUGUUUGAAACACAAGGACUGGCACAAACCUAAAUACUGCUCCAGGCAAUGAGAAAUUCUACUGCUGAACAACCCCCCCCCCCAAGUGAAAAAUAGAUUAACUUUUUAGAACUUUGUUACAGUUAAAAUGACAUAACUUCCCAAACACUGGGACAAAAACCAUCACUGGUGUCAAAAUCCCCAAAACAGUUCUAUUCACUUUGUAGCAUAAUGUGUUUAAAUUAUCACCAAUUAAUGACAAAGAAAAUGUAAAUUGUGUUACCCCAGGCAGUUGCUUGGUUUGCAUAUGCUGUUGUACUCACCAUGCAGCUCUUUGCCAGGUCCUUAAUUGGUCAGGUUGCAUAUUUGUAAGGAAAUACAUAUAAAGUAAAUAUUUUUCUCUUGGACUAUGAUAUAUCAGUAGUUUCAAUAAACUAGUUGUCUUAUAAUUCUUAUUUAUAAUUGUGAUGAGUUUAAAAACAAGCCUGUGAUAAUGAGAAUGUUUUUGAUUAUAUAAUAAAGUGUAGCUGUACAGUUAAAAUAGCUUUUUGUGUGUUAUAGUGAAUAGCACCUUAAUGAUGUUUUACUUCAUUUUCAUCAAAUAUAUAAGCACUCAAACACUGAAAAAAUAAAAAUUCCUUAGUGAUCUGUUUGUACAGCAAGUU